AUGGUGGCGGCUGAUACGGGUGGAAGAUCGGCUCGCGAGCGGAUGAUCUUAACCGUCAAUGAGAUCAUCUCACAUUUGAUUGAUGCUCACAAAAAUAACAAGGAUGUUGAUCUUAACCGACUGAAAUGCUUGGUAUCGCAAAAACAUGGACUAAGUUGCCAACCAAAGUUGGUCGACAUUAUUGCUGGAGUUCCCUCCGAUUACAAGGAAGUACUUUUGCCAAAGCUAAAAGCGAAGCCGGUUAGGACAGCAUCAGGAAUUGCGGUGGUUGCAGUGAUGAGUAAACCACAUCGUUGCCCCCAUAUCAAUUUUACAGGAAAUAUUUGUGUCUACUGUCCUGGAGGUCCGGAUUCCGACUUCGAAUACAGCACGCAAAGUUAUACUGGAUAUGAGCCUACGAGUAUGAGAGCUAUUCGAGCACGAUAUAAUCCUUAUUUACAAACGCGUGGAAGAAUGACCCAACUGUCUGCAUUGGGACAUUCUGUUGAUAAAGUUGAGUUCAUUGUGAUGGGUGGAACUUUUAUGUCUCUUCCUGAUGAUUAUAGAGAUUACUUUAUCCGCAAUCUUCACGAUGCGCUAAGUGGACACACGAGCAGCAAUGUUUCUGAGGCCGUUGCUUACAGUGAAAGAAGCAAAACUAAAUGUAUUGGCAUUACAAUAGAAACAAGACCCGAUUAUUGCUUGCCAAGACACUUAAAUGAUAUGCUUGCCUAUGGAUGCACACGACUUGAGAUUGGUGUUCAAUCUACUUACGAGGAUGUGGCAAGAGAUACGAAUCGAGGACAUACGGUGCGAUCUGUAUGUGAAACAUUUCACAUGGCUAAAGAUACGGGCUAUAAAGUGGUAAUCCAUAUGAUGCCGGAUCUUCCAAAUGUUGGACUAGAAAGGGAUAUCGAACAAUUUGUGGAAUUAUUUGAGAAUCCGAAUUUCCGACCGGAUGGACUGAAGCUUUACCCAACACUUGUGAUUCGUGGCACGGGACUUUAUGAACUGUGGAGAAGUGGACGGUAUAAGAGUUACCCGCCAUCCGUUCUUGUUGAUCUGAUUGCACGAAUUUUAGCGCUUAUUCCACCAUGGACACGAGUAUAUCGAGUUCAGAGAGAUAUUCCAAUGCCACUUGUUUCGAGUGGAGUUGAACAUGGGAAUUUGCGUGAACAUGCGCUUGCCCGAAUGAAACAAAUGGGAACAAAAUGUCGUGAUGUAAGAACACGUGAAGUUGGAAUUCAGGAAAUUCAUAACAAAAUACGUCCGUAUAAUGUCGAGUUGAUACGAAGAGACUAUGUGGCCAAUGAGGGUUGGGAGACUUUCUUGUCGUAUGAAGAUCCUGAUCAAGAUAUUUUGAUUGGUCUUUUACGUUUGCGCAAAGUGACAAAUAGAGCUCAUCGAGAGGAAUUGAAGGGAAACGUCUCUGUUGUUCGCGAGUUACAUGUGUACGGGAGUGUGGUGUCUGUUUCAGACAGAGAUCCACGCAAAUUCCAGCAUCAGGGAUUCGGUCAACUCCUAAUGGAAGAAGCUGAAAGAAUAGCGCUGGAGGAGCACGGUUCGGAGAAGGUUGUCGUGAUUUCUGGUGUGGGUACAAGGGAUUACUACAGAAAACUUGGAUAUGAAUUAGAAGGACCUUAUAUGAGCAAAAAUAUCGCA
Mesorhabditis belari is the source of this 1641-nucleotide messenger RNA. NCBI's taxonomy places the organism in Eukaryota, Metazoa, Nematoda, Chromadorea, Rhabditida, Rhabditidae. The record is from the annotation of a GenBank genome assembly.